UCUGUACUUCUGUCUCUUUCUAGCUCGUUUAUUUAAUCUUCACUGGGAAACGCAUCCAUUACAGAUAGAGCAGCUAUGUGUUAUAUCAAGCUCUGAAAAAAUGCAACUAGAUCAGCAGCGCCUCCGACUACACUGGGGACUGUGACGAUAUAUUUACCACAGAGGCUAUCGUGGAUUUGAUUGGUUUCAAACAGAGGGUGUCUUUAAUUUCUGGAUUAAUGCCACAAUUCCAAACAAACAAAAAAAGAGUCAAGGUAAAUAUAGACUUUUAAUAAAGACACCAUUUCUAAAAGCAGGACAAAGAGACAUGCCUUGAUGCUUUCCAAUGGGUUAAUUAUCCCACUGUGACUCUCGGAUUGAUUUGCAAUAACAAUUGUAUGAAAGUGCUAGGUUUAAAAACGCAGUAAACUUAUUUCUCGACUUGUUCCAAUUGUAAUUGUGUCAUGGUUCGCCUGGGACACGGUUGGACUGUCUGAUCUGACGUUUUCAGUUGCCUUCAGCUGGCUGCCGAGCGCUUGUUUCUCGCUAAGAGUCAAGUGCAAGCUAUCUUGUGCUGCCCUGUUCCUGUGUGGAUAUUCAUGGUGAGAGGACCGAGUCGACGACACAGAUGAAACGAGAGAUGGCUUCUCGCAAAAUACAUCUCCAAUGUCCCAUCGCGACAAUUAACGUUUCAUUUCUCCGAAAAGUGAUCUUCUGGACAUUUCUGAUCGCGUGCCUUCCAUCCUGUUCUGGAAAAAGUGAUGAUGAAGAUUAUGAAGAUUUGAUUCUUAACAAAACAUGGGUAUUGACACCAAAAGUUUAUGAAAGUGACGUUACUCUUAUUUUAAACAAUUUAUUGGAAGGGUAUGACAAUAAACUCAGACCUGACAUAGGAGUGAAGCCAACAAUAAUUGGUACUGACAUGUAUAUAAAUAGCAUUGGUCCAGUGAAUGCUAUCAAUAUGGAGUAUACCAUUGACAUAUUUUUUGCCCAAACGUGGUAUGAUAGACGUCUCAAAUUUAAUAGCACGAUGAAAGUCCUCAGACUCAACAGCAACAUGGUUGGCAAAAUAUGGAUACCAGACACAUUCUUUAGAAAUUCCAAGAAGGCUGACGCCCAUUGGAUAACGACUCCGAAUAGAAUGCUUCGGAUAUGGAAUGACGGAAGAAUAUUGUACACACUAAGAUUGACAAUUGAAGCUGAAUGCCAGCUACAACUACAUAACUUCCCAAUGGAUGAACACUCAUGCCCUUUGGUAUUUUCGAGUUAUGGCUACCCCAAAGAUGAAAUAAUAUAUCAGUGGGCAAGAUAUCGUUCUGUUAUCUUUGGAGAGCCUCGCUUUUGGAGGCUUUAUCAGUUUGCGUUUCUUGGAUUGAGAAAUACAACGGAUCUCGUCAGGACUACUUCUGGAGAUUAUGUUGUGAUGUCUGUGUACUUCGAUCUCAGCAGACGAAUGGGCUACUUCACUAUUCAGACCUAUAUCCCUUGCACAUUGACUGUUGUUUUAUCCUGGGUAUCAUUUUGGAUCAAUAAGGAUGCAGUACCAGCCAGAACAUCAUUAGGCAUCACAACUGUCCUGACUAUGACAACACUGAGCACGAUCGCACGUAAAUCCCUGCCCAAGGUUUCCUAUGUGACUGCUAUGGACCUCUUUGUGUCUGUUUGCUUUAUAUUUGUGUUUGCUGCACUGAUUGAAUAUGGGACCUUGCAUUAUUUUGUCAGUAAUAGAAAGCCCAGCAAAGACAAAGACAAAAAGAAGAAGAAUCACCUUCUUCGGAUGUUUUCAUCAAAGGCACCUACUGUGGAUAUCCGCCCUGGAUCAUCUGCUGUCCAAAUGAACAAUGCCUCACACCUGCAAGAGAGGGAUGAAGAAUAUGGAUACGAGUGUCUGGAUGGCAAAGACUGCACCAGUUUCUUUUGCUGUUUUGAUGAGUGUCGCGCAGGAGCAUGGAGGCAAGGGAGAUUACACAUCCGUAUCACCAAAGUCGAUUCAUAUGCUCGUAUUUUCUUCCCUACAGCUUUUGGUUUGUUUAACUUGGUCUACUGGGUAGGCUACCUUUAUCUGUAAAUAGUAUGAUAGGCAUUUUCUUCUGUUGAUCAUUAAAAGUCACAUGUAAAAAUGGUUAAUUGGAAAAUUGUAAUUUUUAAAGCAUGUCUUACACAGAUUGGUAAUGGAAAAUUGGGUGCAUGUUUUAAUUCCUGGGCCAAAAUUGCUAUGAAUUUUUAAAACUUUUGUUUUCUGUAGUUUUGGAGAAGUGUAUUUUAAAUGAAUUGUUGUAGCAAGCCAAACUCAAUGGCUAAUCUGUUUUCUUGGCACAAAAUGUGGCCAAAAUAAAAAGCACUUUCAAAGUUAGAUUUGCACUGGAGUCAGGCUAAUAUACACUUACAGCUUUGGAACAUUGCUCAGCACUGUGUUUUCCUGAUUUGGAGGGCAAAGAAAUAAAGAAGUCCUGAACAAACUCAUUUAUCCAUAGUUUAUUUCCAUUGUAUCAUGUAAUCUGUGUUAUGAUUAGAGUAGCUGCAAUUAUUAAACAUUAAUACUUCUGGAAAAAUGUCAAUUUUUUAAAAAGGAGAAUCAAGGACUUAACAAGGAGAGAAGUAAAUCAAGAAAUUAAACACAUUUUUUUGUGUUAAAUCUUCAGAUUCUGGAUGUAUGUUUCCAGUGCUUUUUCAUCCCUCUCUUGUUUAUGUCUUUUGCUACCACAUAGACUGUUCCUAUUAGAGGAAAUUUAGUAAUUUCAGCUGAUUGAAGAAUUUUAACCCUAAUGAAGAGAACCAUUAAUAAGAGAUUAUUUUGACAGAGAUAUGAUAACUUUGUUUCACAUACAACUCCACACUUUUUGUUUUGUAGUUGCUUUCCCCUUUAUUCACAUCAUUGCCCAGCAAAGAGAAUAUGAUAUCAUGGCCCUAGGUCACUGCCAGUUCUGCAUGUAACCAUGUCUAGGAGACAGGUUGGAUUAAAGAACCUUAAGGUGGUGGCCUUGAAUUAGCCUUUUCUGUUGUUAACCAUAAGGACAUGCAUAGUCUACAUUUAGUAUUUUCCCUCUUCGUCCCAGAUUCAUCUUCUGAAACUGAAAUAUUUCUUAAGUGGACAAGUUGACAUUUUUAUGAGUGUUAGCAAAAAUUACAAACAGCUAUUACAGCGCAGGGGUUGUACGUACUAGUAUUGUUACCUUAGUGCCAUUGAAAGGAUCACAGAUGUACUUCCUGCUUUGAAAUCUGACCUCAAGGUUUCCAACUUCCAUGCACACGUGUUGCACUGUUAGGGUAUUGAUGCACAUCUUGACAGUUUAAUGUAAAGUUUUAAACAAUAUGUGUAAUUAAAACAGCUGUAGCAGCAUUAUAGUUGUUGAUACCAAUAAAAAUUC
Molecule: messenger RNA, 3347 nt
Organism: Stegostoma tigrinum
Lineage: Eukaryota; Metazoa; Chordata; Chondrichthyes; Orectolobiformes; Stegostomatidae
Product: gamma-aminobutyric acid receptor subunit gamma-2-like
Exons: 10
Coding region: 608-2047 (479 amino acids)
Biological process (GO): nervous system process; gamma-aminobutyric acid signaling pathway; chloride transport
Cellular component (GO): neuron projection; postsynapse; dendrite membrane
Molecular function (GO): GABA-A receptor activity; inhibitory extracellular ligand-gated monoatomic ion channel activity; GABA-gated chloride ion channel activity
Source: RefSeq, a predicted model, not a curated record